GGAACGAUGAGACUGCAUGAAGACAGUUCUACUAGCAAGAUGCCCUGUUGGAUCAAGAUAUAUUAUCUUUGCCAGUUGUACCUUGCACAGUUAGAAGUUGUCAACCAUAUCUCUAAGUAAUUUCUGUAGCGUUGGUAACAUUGUUCUAAGAUGUCUAACUCGAAGGAAUGAUUUGUGUUGCUGAAUUGUUAUGUUAAGUGACGAAAUUGAUCUUGUAUAUUGCUAACAAUAAUUUUAAGCAAGAUCGCUCGUUAUAAAUAGUAUUAUUGUACAUAUUUUGAUAUUCGUGUUACUUUCAUGAAGAGCAGGCUUUAUAUUUUGAGCUUAAAAAAUGGUGAAACUCUAUGCUUUGAGCGUGUUGUACAAGGGCACAAAUAAUGCCAUUUGGCUUAAAUCCGCAUAUGAUCUAUCGGCCUUUGGUUUUUUCCAAAGAGGCAGUGUUCAAGAAUUCAUGGCAUUUGUUAGUAAAACAAUUGUAGAAAGAACGCAGACUGCUGCAAGACAGUCAGUAAAAGAAGGAGAAUAUAUGUGUCAUGUGUAUGUUCGAGGAGAUAAUUUAGGUGGAGUUUUGAUAUCAGACCAUGAUUAUCCCCAUCGUGUUUCUCACACAUUGAUCACUAAGGUUCUUGAUGAUUUUGCAUUAAGUGUGCCUGCAGCAUUAUGGCCAGUUGGUUCUGAAGCGACAAUAUCAUUCCCUCAGUUGUACACAUACCUUGCUAAGUACCAGAAUCCUAGAGAAGCUGAUGCUAUGACAAAAAUACAAGAAGAACUUGAUGAAACAAAGAUAAUAUUGCACAACACAAUAGAAGCAGUUUUAGAGCGUGGAGAGAAAUUGGAUGAUUUGGUAGCCAAGUCAGAAGGGUUAAGCAUGCAGUCUAAGGCCUUCUAUAAAACAGCUCGUAAAACAAAUUCAUGUUGCACAUUUGGAUAAAGUAACCCUUCUGAGACAUGAGACUUAUUGAUGCCAUCAACCAGGAUGACACUGGAAAGCAGGAACUUAAGAUGCAACUGAAGAAGAUGCCCAUUAUUCACUCUUCUUCAGUUGUUGCUACAUUAUCUUCCUGCUUAAGAAGCAACUGGUUUUUUUAUGCAAAUGUGUAUACUGGUUGAAAGGGGUGAGGUACAUUGUUCCCCAUUCUGAUGCUUCUGUAUACAAUAACAUUCCAUUAGGUAAACCUAGGAAUCCGCAUAUUUAUUUGUGUAACAGAAACAGAUAAUGUUUUCCCUGAAAGAAGGCAGUAGAUGCUGGACAUUGAGAUAUUUCUGGGCAAUAACAUUUAAUUUUAUGUGUUAAUUUUAUAUGCUGAGCACAGCAUUUUUAAAGUAAUAGCUGUACUCUACACUAACCAUAAAAAACGAUCUGGAUGUCCAGGUAGAACUCACAAAGGCUACUUUCCUACUGACUUCUAGUCCUUCAAACUUCAUGUUUGUUAUGGUUAGGUAAUUGUAAAUUUUAAAUCUAACAAUAACAUUAAGCAUUUUUCAUGCUUUAUUAUGCUGUGGUUGUAAGCAGAUUGUCAUGGAUUGAACCAUACUUCAGUCAGUCUGUUUUAGGCAUGUCACAACUAAAAGUUGCAGAAAUGUGCCUAUUAAGCUUCAUCAUGUCUAUCCACAUGUAACUUGAGAAUUGCUGAACUUAUUUCAAUGAAGUUUGUUUCAUAUUCAUAGGUUUUACUAAUAUCUGUUACCACAUUCCAAUUUUGGUUAACAUUAUACAUCGGUGAUCAGAAAAUGUGUUUCUGUACAUGGAAGUGUUAGUGGGGAAUUUCCAUCCAACCUUUCAAUCAAUGGGGAAUCUUCCAUUUCUAUCACCCAGCCAUAUAGGUCACAUGUAGAUCAUUGACCUCAGACAACUCUGAUAUAACUCACCCUAUUUACAAAGGUAAAAUUAUGGUAAAUGAAUAGAAUUGUUUCCCUAUUCAUAUAUUUCUAUACUUGCUUUUUAUUGCUUUAUUUAUGAAUACAUUAUAGAAUAUUAGCAAUUCUGCCACCUCCUUUUUGGGAGAACAUAUUACUUGAGUGCUGAUUAUGAUUAUGUUAAAUCUGUCAGAAGUAAUCUCAAAGGCUAUUACCAUCUUGUGUUUCUCAUUGUCACUUACAAAAAAUAUUUCAUAAUCUGCCUUUAUAUAAUAUUUCAUAUUCCUGAAUUCAACAGUUUAUCAGUUAGUUAAUCGGUUAUAACUGUCAGUUCUAAAUCCAAACUAAACUAAAGUAUUCCCAUGGUGUUGUUUUACAUUCUGCUAAAAUUGUCUUAACAAAACUUGCAUAUUUUUCAAAAAUGUAUUACCACAUAUAAUUUCACGGCCCUACAUUAAGUGACUGUGAUGUUGCUUUUACCCCACAAGUAUGUAUGCCCAUCAUACCAUCAUCAUUAUAAUUAUCAGUACUACUAUUAUUAUUAUUGUUGUUGUGAAUCAAUUGGUUGGUCCACAAACAGCCAAAAACGUUGGGCUUUUGGCCAUCAUAACUUGACUGCUUGCUGACCAUGUGAAACUGUAGCCACAGCUCAAACCACAAGAUGGGCGGCUACAGUGAGUUGGGAUCGUGCGUACACAGUAAUUGGAGUGACCCAAGAAACACAGCCUUUUGCAUGCGGCUAAGUAAUGCUUCAGCGUUACUCUGGCAUGCCGGAAUAAGCUUAAUGUUAGCCAGCAGUGAUGGCUUGACUCCUCCAAGAACUCUGAUUAUGAGGACUACUAAUUUGACAUUAAGUCCGGGAUACAACUGUCUUAGCUCAAACAUGAGAUCUUUAUACUUGGUUCGUUUGUUAGUCUCCUUCACAGCUAUGUUUGUUUCAGCCAGGGGGCUGAAAACUCAAUGACAUACAUAGUGCGUUCAGAGACAUCGAUGAGAAUGAUAUCAGGCUUGGUAGCUGUUAACUGCCUGGUAGUGGGGAAUGAAUAGUUCCAAUAAAUUAUUGUUAUUGAUUAUAGGAAAUUAAAAUGUAUGAGGUUGAGGUGACAUCUCUUGGCAUACUACAGUUUGUGAAAAUUAGUCUGUUUGUUUAAAUGUUUAUCUGGGGAACAGACAACAUGGUGAUCUCAUAAGCCUGCUUCUUUUCCCACAAGAAAGGAAUGUUUUGCAGCUUUAUGCAAAUAAAUUCACCCCAUUCUUUACAAUGCUGCCAGAAUUGUAUGGCUGUUACAAAUUAUUGUUCACUCCAGUUAUUUACUGUAAUGAUUACUUUAAUGCCAUAAUCAAGGUUUUUAAAGACAGAGUGCUGAGAUAAAACUUGUGAAUGGAGAGGAGUUAUGCGGUUUGUACUCAUAACCUGCUGCUGUUAUGGUGUAUUGAGUGAGAUGAAAGGAUGAUUAUAUGAGGGUCUUUCAAAUGAAUUUUGAUUGGGGAUUCUUCUGGCAAAAGGAGUAUGUGCCUUUAAAAACAGUCCCCACAGGUGCUGAGUGACAUACCAGAUGGAUCUCCUCUGAAAAGAACUACCUGGGCUGCUGGAACCACUGCACCAUCAUAACAAGAUAUUUUCAUCCACCCUGAAUCUGUGGUCUUGUAGCACUCUCUUGAGGGGGUGAAACAAAUGGAAGUCACAGAAUGAUUGGUUAUUGCUGUAUGGGAUAUGGCCCAUCACCUUCAAGCACACUGGGUGCAUCAUAUCCUGGACAGUGCAGGGGCACAUGAUGAAACCCCUUGUGAGGAUGCUUUCUCUUCAUGGUGCUGCAAAGUCUGUGGAGGAUUCCACAAUACCAUUGUACAUGAAUGGUUAUAACCCUCUGUACUAAAUAACUGAAUGAGAGCUCAUUGAUCUUGUUUGUACAGUUGUGCACUUGAAAUGCCAGCAUUUAAUCAUGUUGCACUAUUCCUGUUACCUCUAGUGCACCUGUUCUGUUAUACAGUUUGUGGUUGACGGUGAAAUGUAUGCAAACAUGUGAUUGCCUGUGGCUGGUUGUAUUCAUUAACAUCUCUGCAUGUGGGUUUCAUUUGAACCAUUCUUAUUUAUAUCUAAGUUUGUAGUAUUUUCCUGUACUUCUUAUUUCUAAAACAUUUGUAGAAUUUAUUAUGUUAUAAGCUGUCUCUUCAUUAACCAUAACCAUUUUCUGAUGGAAAAUUGUUUUAACAAAUCCAUCCUCAGAAUUUUAUUGGUAGCUUGAUGUGUGAAAAUAUUACAAUUCCUUGUUUAUGAUGUUGCAUAUUUUUAGAAGCAAAAAGACUCCACUUAAAAUGAUAAAAUAGAUAAGGUUUUAACAAAUUCAGACCUAUCUUUUAUAUUAUGUUGGGCUAUAUACUUUAUAUUAGUUUGUAAAAAUUCCUUCUAUAAUGCCAAACUCCAUCGAUUACCUUUAUCUCAGUUUUAGUACUUUCCUUCAUUCUGUAACUGUACCUACCAAAUCAUAUAAGCUACUGUGAAUUUGCUUUAAAAAAGAACUUUUGAUUGAUGUGCUGCAGGUUUCUCCUGAGUUUUAGUACAAAUUAAUAUGUGACGGUGGCAACUUAUGGGUGGAGCACAUCAUGUAAUAUGUGCCAGGUUCAGUACUUUGUGUUCCUCCAGUCUUGUGGCUGAAUGAGUUAUGCUGUUUUUAUAUUUGUAACCUGGAUGUGGUUGUAUAAUGUAAAAGAAGUGUUGUCUAAGUGUAGACAACGUUUGUGUGUGUAAUAAAUUUUACAAAAUAGAAUGACAUUUUUAAAGCGAUUCAGUUGUAAAUAGUUACAUGACUGUUGUAUUAAGGUAACAGAAUUUGUGUAAAUUUGAAGCUAAAUAUUUAUAUUAACAUUUUCAGUUAUUUUCAAUUAUUGAAUGCCAAAGGAAAGCAAUUUUAUUUGUGUAUUUGUGAAGUAUGUUAUUACCUUUGUGAAUUGUAAGAUAUUUUAAACUCAGAAUCAUAUACAUAAUAAAGCUGAAAUGUUUCAAACUUUUAUGUAGGUACUCAACAUUUUUGCUGUUGCUGCUACAACUAGUACUUCCACCACUAUUGUUAUUACAGCCAUUACAACUGUCACUUAAGUUAAUAAAAAUUUGGAAGUGAUGUGUGUGAACAUUUUAAGAUCAGAGACAGGAAUUAAAUUACAUUACAUUUCAUGCCUCAGUUCUUAAGAAAUAUUGUAGGUAACAAUAUGAUGACAGGCAGUGCUGUCCUCUCAACUAUUGGCAUGCAACUAGUGUGGCAACCCACAUUAUCAGUAAUGCAAGUGAUGUUCAAGUGUACAGACCUGAAGACAGUGAAGAAGUUCUGUAUGUUGAGAAAAGUUAAUAAGGGCAUGCCAUGUGAUGACUGAGUUGUGAUUCUUUUCUUGUACUUUGAAGGAUCUAUGGAUUGUAUAUAAAUUUUAUUCUGUUCUAGAAUUCAUAGAAAUAUGUCACAUCAGUAAAAUUUCAGGAACAAG
This is a messenger RNA of Zootermopsis nevadensis, 5334 nucleotides long. It is a transcript of the gene Ykt6, whose product is annotated as YKT6 v-SNARE homolog. Gene Ontology annotation, molecular function: SNAP receptor activity. The record is from RefSeq and is a predicted model, not a curated record. Gene Ontology annotation, biological process: endoplasmic reticulum to Golgi vesicle-mediated transport. NCBI's taxonomy places the organism in Eukaryota, Metazoa, Arthropoda, Insecta, Blattodea, Termopsidae. Gene Ontology annotation, cellular component: Golgi apparatus.